Molecule: messenger RNA, 1819 nt
Organism: Enhydra lutris kenyoni (northern sea otter)
Lineage: Eukaryota; Metazoa; Chordata; Mammalia; Carnivora; Mustelidae
Gene: HSD17B1
Product: hydroxysteroid 17-beta dehydrogenase 1
Exons: 5
Coding region: 399-1802 (467 amino acids)
Biological process (GO): estrogen biosynthetic process
Cellular component (GO): cytoplasm
Molecular function (GO): estradiol 17-beta-dehydrogenase [NAD(P)+] activity
Source: RefSeq, a predicted model, not a curated record
GGAACCGGGAAUGCCCUCCCAAAACGUUUACUUUCACACCCCCCGCAGCCAACUUUGGAACCCGUAAUUGUCUCUAUGGGACAGAGGCACACCCAGGGGAAGAUGUGCCCAGGGCACUCAGUGCCCACAUCUCCUAGUCGCAAAGCUUUGCCUUGCUUCUGACCAGCCACCCAAGAACGGGUAUUCCCAGCAGGGGCGUCAUCUCCACCUUGACCGGGAGCAGGACAAGGAGAGCAGGCCCCAUACCCGAAGGAGGGCUCAGCCUUGAGAUUAGGUUGGAGACACAACAAGGGGUGGGGACCCCGAGGGCGGGGGCGGGGCGGAGCAGGUUAGAUUAAAGAGCUCAGAGACCCGAGUCUUGAGCGGUGCAGUCCCGGACCUCUCCUCACUGUCUCCCCAUGGACCGCACCGUGGUGCUCAUCACUGGCUGUUCCUCCGGCAUCGGCCUGCACCUGGCCCUGCGUUUGGCGUCCGACCCCUCCCGGAGCUUCAAAGUGUAUGCCACGCUGCGGGACCUGAGGGCGCAGGACCCGCUGUGGGAGGCAGCCCGGUCCCGAGGGUGCCCUCCUGGCUCCCUGGAGACGUUGCAGCUGGACGUGAGGGACGCGGAUUCUGUGGCCGCUGCCCGGGCACGCGUGACCGAGGGCCGCGUGGACGUGCUGGUGUGUAAUGCGGGGCGGGGUCUGCUCGGGCCGCUGGAGGCGCAUACGGCCGGCGCAGUGGGGUCCGUGCUGGACGUGAACGUGGCUGGGACGGUGCGGACACUGCAGGCCUUCCUGCCCGACAUGAAGCGCCGCCGCUCGGGACGCGUGCUGGUGACCGGGAGCAUGGGCGGCUUGAUGGGUGCGUGGAUGGGGCGGGGCCAGCGGGAGGGGCGGGAUCUGGUAGCAGUGCCUCCGGCUGCCUGGGGCUCCCGGUGGCGACCCUCCCAGACGCGCCUCCGAAGCCUCUUCUCCCCUCGAAGGGCUGCCGUUCAACGCGGUUUACUGCGCCAGCAAGUUCGCGAUCGAAGGUCUGUGCGAGAGUCUGGCGGUUCUCCUGCCUCCCUUCGGGGUCCACGUGAGCCUCAUCGAGUGCGGCCCGGUGCGCACCGCCUUCCUGGAGAAGCUGGAGGGCGUCGCGGGCGGGGUGCUGGACGGCGCGGACGCCGAGACCCGCCACCUCUUCUCCCGCUACCAGCGCCAUCUGGAGCGGAUCUUCCGCGAGGCGGCGCAGGACCCGGAAGAGGUGACCGAGGUCUUCCUCGCCGCGCUGCGCGCCCCGCGCCCCGCGCUGCGCUACUUCAGCACCGAGAGCUUCCUGCCCCUGGCGCACCUGCGUCUGGCCGACCCCAGCGGCUGCAGCUACGUCGCCGCCAUGCACCGCGCGGUGUUCGCCGACGAGCCCGCGGAGGAGCCGACCGACGCUGCCCCAGGCGGCCCCGAGCUCCGCGCUCCUCCCGCCGCCGCCGCCCCGCAAUAAAGGCUUGGUCCGCCGCUGUCUGCCGCUCUCUCCUUUGUGCCCCAGGGAUGCGCGGUUCUGCGGGACGGCGCCAGGCUGCCGGCUGCACUGCUCCGGUGGGACAAGUGGCGCGUGCCUCGGGUGGGCGAUCUGGAAAGAUCGUGGUUAGCCCGGGUUAUAGCUGUGCGGAAACCGAGGCCCAGAAAGAGGAAGAGGCUAGCCCUCGGAAGGGCAGGGCGGCUAGUGGUCCCUGGAUUCCCACGGGGUGUCUGCAGCAGGUGUUAGGUGGACCGGGGAAGGGCGAGAGCCAGGUUGUGACUUGCCCCCACCCCCAGUCAUGGGAAAUCAGGCAAGGGCCUUAACCUUUCUCUGACUGUUC